GGAGCCGCCCGCAGCCAGAGCCCUCCACCACUCCUACCGCUGGCAUUACAUUUUCAGGCUGGAUGCUAUAGGGCCGUUUCUAAUUACCUUAUAUCCCCUAGUGGUCUAUGAAUAAUGGAUCUAAUCUGGCUACUGUGUUCUGGAAGAGGAGGAGAGAGACAGCGGGAGAGAGAGGAGAGAGCACGGAGCAUCGCAGAUAACAAGCCCGCGCCAUGCAGUCCUUUCGAGAAAGGUGUGGUUUCCAUGGCAACCAGCAGAGCUACCAGCCGACUUCACAAGAUACAUCACGCCUGGAGAAUUACAGGCAUCAAAGUCAGGCAGGGCCGAACUGCGAGCGGCAGAGGCUGGUGGCGAAGGAGUACUACAGUCAGCAGCAACUGCCAUACGCAGGCUACGAGAACAGCGCCGCGGAGAAAUACCACCGGGGAAACAAGCAAUUAGCAGGGCAGCAGCUGCAAGGCAGACCGGCCUUUUCCAAUUACGCCGUGCAGGAGAACAGCCCCUACCCGGCACGCUAUUCGGGGGACGAGAGCCUGCAGGCGUGGGGUGGGCAGCCGCCGGCGCUGCCCAAGUAUGAGGACAGCCUGAUGAAGAAGACGUCGCCGGCAGCAGGAGGGCGGCCAUACCACGAGCCAGCAGCAGCUCCAUUGCCCUUCCGGACUCACUUCCCGCAGCAGCAGCCGCAGCAGCCGCCCGCGCUGCCCUACCCCAAGCUUCAGCGGCAGAAGCUGCCCAACGACAUCUCUUCGCCCAUGCCCUUCUCACAGAGCCCCCAUUUCGGGCAGCACUCACAGUCCUUCCCUGCCUCCUCCACCUACUCCUCUGUGCCGGGGGGCAGCCAGCCGGCACAUUCCUACAAGAGCUGCACGGCACCUUCAGGGCAGCCACCGCUGGAGCGGCCCCUGGGUAGUGCUGCCAGCCUGGCCCCCGGCCCCCGUGUGCCCAACCUGCAUGGCUACCAGCCCAACCGCAUCGGCUACGAGCAGCCCCCACAGCCACCCCCACAGCCGCCACCGCAGCCCCCACAGCCCCCGCAGCCUCCCCAGCCCCAACCUCAGCCCUUGCAGGGGAGGCAUCACGCCCCAGAGAGCCUCCACUACCAAAACUUGGCCAAGUAUCAGCAUUACAACCAAGCGGGGCAGACCUACUGCCAGGGUGAUGCACCGCCUGUCCGCACGCCAGAGCAGUACUACCAAACCUUCAGCCCCAGUGCCAGCCACUCGCCGGCACGCUCUGUUGGUCGCUCCCCGUCCUACAGCUCCACACCAUCCCCACUGAUGCCCAACUUGGAAAACUUCCAGUACAGCCAGCAGCCACUCAAUGCUGGUGCCUUCCCGGCCGGCAUCGCUGACCACAGCCAUUUCAUGCCGCUACUCAACCCUUCUCCCACUGACGGGACGAGCCCAGAUGCUCAAUCUGGGAACUGCAAAAAUUUGCCGAAGGAGAAACUGCCAGAAAACCUUCUGUCAGACCUGAGCCUGCAGAGCCUGACGGCACUCACCUCCCAGGUGGAGAACAUCUCCAACACCGUCCAGCAGCUGCUGCUUUCUAAAUCGGCCGUGCCCCAGAAAAAGGGCAUCAAGACCCCAGCGAGGACCCCUGAGCAGCUCAAGGGGCAGCACUGCAGCCCGGAGAGCAGCACGUAUUCUGCAGAGCAGGUGGGGACCCCGCUGUCGGACCCGCUCAGCACCCCACAGUCCGUCCAUGCUGAGACACAGGAUGCCGACUAUCUGAGUGGUUCGGAGGACCAGCUGGAGAGGAGCUUCCUGUACUGCAACCAGAACCGCAGCCCUGCCCGCGUCAACAGCAACUCCAAGGCGAAGCCUGAGUCGGUGUCCACAUGUUCUGUCACCUCCCCAGAUGAUAUGUCCACCAAAUCGGAUGACUCUUUUCAGAGCAUCCACGCCAGCCUGCCCCUGGAGACCUUCACCAAGUACGUGACCAACGAGAGGGACUGUCCCCGGCUGCUGCUCAGCGCGCUGUCCCAGGAGGAGCUGGCCUCUGAGAUCAUCGUCCUGCAGGAUGCCAUCAGUGAGAAGGAGGAAAAAGCCUGGGCCAACUCACCCAUGUUGACCAAGGAGGCCACAAAAUCCCCCUUCCAGCUGGAGAACCACCGGCCGUGCUUGGACUCUAUGGUGAAGGGCUCAUGGCCCAGCCAAGGUGACUCCAGCACCCUCACCGAGCCCCUCAAACUGGACAAGGCUUCAGGGGGCAGCACGGGGAAGGACUUUGGGGAGGAGGUGUAUGAGGGUCCCCAGGUGGAGUUUGCAGCCACUGAGACCAAGGACACGCUUAAGGAUGCGGAGUCGUUGGCUUUCAACUCCAAGCCCAGCAUCCCAGCUUCUACUUCCAGUGCAGGGGCCUCCGGCUUCAGCUGCUAUUCAAACACCACAGCCAACUCAGUGGACUCUGAAAAUGCCAUGGAGAACUUUGAGUGGCCAGAGGAGAAUCUGGGUGAGGCGUGCCUCAGGUGGAAGGAGCUGGGCUCAAGCCUGCAAGCCUCCGACCUCCCCAAAAGCCUCUUCCCCAGCAAACUGGGAGGAUCCUGCAAGGAGAAAAAAAAUGCUUGUAGCUUGGACCUGUGCGAUGGUGAGCAGCCAGCUAAGAGUGAGACCACCCGGGACUUUGGCCAGCAGGCGAUGGAGGAGGAAGAGGAGGAAACACUGACCUAUGAUGAGGCCACAAAGGUGGACAGUGAGAGGUGGCUUCAGGACACGCGGCACUGCUGCACAGCUGGGGACUUUAGUGAGAUCCCCAUGAUCUCAUCACCAGAGCUGAAGGAGUCGGACCUUGAGGUGGAGGAGUACUCCUCGCUCUGUGAGCUGGCAGGCACGGAGCAGAAGUCGGUGCCCUACACUGCCUCACCUCCCAAGCCCCCCGAGAUACCCGCUGUGCUGUCUGCCAGCGAGGUGCCCAUGUCUGCUGAGGAGACUGUCAGCACGGUAGAGAAGGAGAGCUCUGUGCCCUCAACGCGUCUCUCUGGUCAGUCCAUCAUUCUGCUGGGCCCGGCAGUGGGCACAGAGACCAAGGUGAAGAGCUGGUUCAAAUCCUCCCUGCCCCACAUCCAGCCUGAGGAGGAGAGUGGUGGAGUAGAGAAGUCCCACCCGGAAGCAGUGGACUCUGAACCUGCUUUGUCACUUGGGGUGAAGAAGCAACCAGCACCUGAAAAUGCAUUGGUGAAAACAGAGCCUGUCUCACGGGGCAAGAACCUCCGCAACAAGAGGAUCCACUGCCGGCUGCCGGAGGACAGUGCUGGCAACACAGUGCCGAGCCCCUUCAAUGAGCUGCCAGUGCUGUGUGUGGGGCUGGAUGGACAGGGGGAGAUGCUGAGCAAGAAUGUGCACAGCCAGACACCCAGGUUUGCAGCAGAGGGCUUGCCGGCACGCAUGUGCACCCGCUCCUUCACUGCCCUCACUGAGCCCCGUGCCCCAGCCCCUCUGGAGGGGCUGAAGGCUCCAAUGCACCAGGAGAAGCUGGGCAAGAAGCCAGCGUGUGGUGUGAAGCAGCGGGUGGCUUUCAAAGCCAGGAAGCGCAGCGGCCGGCCAGCCCCUAAGGUCAUCCAAAGUGCCGGUGGUGAUGCCACUAUCACAGUGCCUGGCUUGGUGCCAGCUGAAGAUGUGGUGGGGCCGAGCCCGAUGGAUGGGGAUGUGGCAGACGGUGGGGAGAGGGACCAGCGCUCGAUGAUCCUGCGCUCACGGACAAAGACACAGGAGGUUUUCUACACCAAGAGGCGGCGGGGCAAGCGGGCAGCUGAUGUCCGACUGAAGAACUGCAAAGCACCCAAAAAGCUCAUCUCCAACAACCACCUCCCACCCACCUUCAAGUUGACCCCCCCAGGCAGCCCCCACAAGGAGGGCAAGGUGGGCACCAGGAUGAAGCUGCCCAAGGCGGGGCCAGGGGUGGGCGGCAAGAUGUCGGAGCGGCCCCUGCACUCACUGAAGAGGAAGUCCACCUUCAUCUCCCCCAUCCCUGCCAAGAAGAGGAAUCUCGUCCUGCGCAGCAACAGCGGCGGCGUGAAGGAGGAAAAGCCGGAAGGUCCCCACAGCCUCUUCAAAAAGAUGCCUGUGGCCAAGAAGGUGAAAGCAAAGCUGCCCCCCAAGAGCCCUGGCGAAGCCAUCCCCAAGCCCCUCCCGGUGAAGGAGGCCCCCGACGUCUGCAUCAAGAUCACCUCGCGGGCAGCAUUCCAGGAGGCCACCAAGACCAAAGUGCUGCCUCCCCGCAAGGGCCGCGGCCUCAAGCUGGAGGCCAUCGUGCAGAAGAUCACCUCACCCAACCUGAAGAAGUUCACCUGCAAAACGGCGGCGGCAGCCACGGUGGCGGCCACCUACGGCACCUCGCUGAGCGCAGCGGGGACGGAGCGUGAGCGGGUGGUGAAGCACGGCACCGUGGCCCCGGCAGUGGGUGAUGCACGGUUGCCCAAACCAGCAGCAGCACAGAAGGCACCCGCUGUGCCAUCGGCUGAGCAGUUCUGCCGGAACCCCCACGGCCGAGCACUGAAAGGGAAGCCGGGCGGUGGGAAGAAGCUCUCUGCCGAUGGCUUGCAGAAUGAGGGCUGCCUGCCGGCUGCGGGGGCACAGCCCGGCUCAGCUGUGGUGGCCAAGAACAUGGCGCUGCUGCCCAAGAAGAGGAACCGCAAGGGCAAAGCGGCGGCGCUGGGCAUGACCAAGGCACCCCUCGGCCCCACGCUGCCCCUGCAGCCCCGUGAGCGCGCCGCCGGGCUGGGUGGUGGGGACGAAGGCAAGAAACCAAAGAGCGAGGAGAAGGAGGCGGCGGGCGGCGAGGGGCCGGCGGCAGGUGGGACGGCACGGGGGGCAAAGCCACGGGCCAACCAUGCCAACUACAACGGCUACUCCAAGCGGCAGCGCAAACGUCUGGGCCACAGCAAGGCCAAAGCAGUGCCGGUGCGCUGCAAGAGCCGGGGCAAGCGGCGGCGGCCGGCCCAGCAAGCCCCAUUGCCAGACCCUGCUGAACCAGAGAUCCGCCUCAAGUACAUCUCCUGCAAGCGGCUGCGGGCUGACAGCCGGGCACCCCCCUUUGCUCCCUACGUCCACGUAGAGCGGCGUGGUGACUUCACCACCACCUGCACCGUCAUCAACUCUCCCGGUGACGAGGCCCGGCUGCAGCGGGGACCCUCCGGCACCGUGCCCAGGCCACGGGCAGCUCUGCCGGCCUCCUCCGCCAUGCACCUGGGGCCCGUGGUGUCCAAGGCGCUGAGCGCGGCCUGCUUGGUGUGCUGCCUGUGCCGCAGCCCCGCCAACUACAAGGACCUGGGCGACCUGUGCGGGCCCUACUACCCUGAGGACUGUCUGCCCAAAAAGAAGUCGCGGCUGAAGGAGAAAGCGCGGGUGGAGGGUGAGGAGGGCAGCACAGCGGAGAGACCCCGAGGGGUGGCAGAGAGCAGCUGGGCAGCUGGAAGCAGGACGGGCAGGACGGAGGGUGCCGCAGAGCCGGGCAAGCCAAGCGUGCUGCGCUCCAGCCCCCGCGGUGUGUUCCGAAGGCUGCAGAGCUGCUACUGCUGUGACGAGAGGACAGAGGGCGAGGAGGCAGCCGAAAAGCCCCGGCGGCACGAAUGUACCAAGGCUGAGUCCCCGCCGCAGCCCGAGCCGGCGGGCGACACGCAGGAGCACUGGCUGCACGAGGCCUGUGCCGUAUGGACCGCUGGGGUGUUCCUGGUGGCGGGGAAGCUCUACGGGCUGCAGGAGGCCGUCAAGGCAGCUGCUGACCUGAAGUGCUCAAGCUGCCAGCAAGCUGGAGCCACCGUGGGCUGCUGCCAGAAGGGGUGUCCCCACACUUACCACUACGCGUGUGCCGUCGACACAGGUUGCUUAUUAACUGAAGAGAGCUUCUCUCUGAGAUGUCCCAAACAUAAGAGACAGCCGGUGUAGCAGCACGGGAGGUGUGCGGCCCCCACCACCAGCGAGGGACCCACAGGGGGGUGGCAGUGCCACCAUCCCCAUCUCGGAGCCGUCGGGGGUCACUGGAAGAGUGUGGCCCCUGGGGUGGGCACAGCGCUGCCGGCCGCCCCCUUGCCUCUCUCCCCAGAGCCCCCUCUGGGUGGGCAGAGCCCCUGGGGUGGCAGAACGGGGCCGGAGGCACGGAGCCCCCCAGAGCGGCGUGAUGGGGUCACCAGCGGUGCUGACACCCGCACGGCAAACACAAAGACUCUGCUCCAGGACUAUGUGAGCUGCACAGGGGUGGGGUGGGGUGGAGGGUGUAGGGUGGGGGGGAGGGGGUGGGGGGGGCCGUGUACGAGGGGGUCCCUGCGAUGUUGUCUUACUCCGGGGCCGCCGGACCCCCAUGUGGGUUCCAGGUCUCCGUAUCUCACACUGAUCUGAUCUGAGAUGUUGCCUUCAGCAAACCUCAUGGUGUCUGUCUGUAUAUAUGUGCGCGACGGAGAAAAGAAAAAGGAUUAAAAAAAAACAAAAAAAAAAAAAAAAAAAAAAAAAAAAAAAAGAAAAAAGAGAAAAAGAAAAAAAAAAAAAAAAAAGAAGAAGAAAAAAAAGCCCCAAACCCAAGAGCUGCUGUUUGAAACACCACUUUGCUUUUUACGUUUCGUUCUUCCAUCCCUGCCACGCAGUGUCCCUGUGAUGGGGACGGUGCUGUGCCGCUGCUGUGCCAGUGGCCGUGUCCCCAGUGGGGCUGGUGGGUGCUCACUGGGCUCCCCCAGCCCUCAUUCCUCCCUCCAGCCCUGUCCUGUGGCACCCGCCUCCCCCUGCUCCAUGGGGCAGUGCUGGGCUGGGGAUGCACGGUCCCCACAAGCCCCCCUUCCUUCUGCUCUGCCCUGCCAGGACCUCCUCAGCUCUUGUGCUUGCUGGGGAUGGGCUUCGCUCCCCAUGCUUGUGCUUCAAACCCUAUGGCACUGGGUGCAAACCCCGUAGCUCUGGGUGUAAAUCCAGGGUCUCGGCCUGACACAGGCAGCUGCAAGCAGCCCAGAAGCAGCUCCUGAUGGGCAGCAUCAGUGUCUGCCAGGGAGAGCAGCACUUCAGCCCCACAGGGACAGACACGGGACAGAGGAAUGCAGGAGCUGCUUCUCUCUUGCAUGGCCAGGUUCGCUUGGCUUCAGCUUUGCCUCUUCCCAGCUACUUCAAUGGGGCCGGGGGCUGCCAAGGGUGCAUUAACCCCAACUCCUACCCUAUAAAUGGAGGCAAAGCAUCCCGCAAACGCCGUUCCCUGCACCCCCAGCCCCGUGCCCCACCAUCACACCGUCCAGGUUUGCUGGCCAAGAAAUGUCUGUUGUUUCAGCAGCUCACCUCGGACACGGGAGAGAAAAGUCACAUGAAAGAAAAGCAAAAGAGAAUAAUAAAAGUAAUUAAUAACAAAAAUUCAUCAUCCCGGUGUCCCUGGCAGCGCUGCCUGAAAUCUGGCUAUUUUUAGUGACAUCUUGUACAUAUGACUGUAAAAUGGUAAACCGUGUGUAUUAUAUAUUGCCUCAUUAUAUAGUGUAUAUAUAUGUAUACAUAUACAUAUAUAUAAUAUAUAUGAAGACUGUAAAUGUUAAGACUAGUGUUCUUAUUAGUAUAUUGCUUCACACUGAAGAUUGUGUGUAACAAGCUGUUUCUAAAAGAUGUUUAUUUUCCUUAAGAGUAAAAAACAGGUCAUUGCAUUCAGAGCGUCAAUAAAGAUACAACGAUUGUUUUGGAAGUAC
Coturnix japonica (Japanese quail) is the source of this 7645-nucleotide messenger RNA. NCBI's taxonomy places the organism in Eukaryota, Metazoa, Chordata, Aves, Galliformes, Phasianidae. The record is from RefSeq and is a predicted model, not a curated record.